Messenger RNA from Eupeodes corollae, 2372 nucleotides. RefSeq names its product eukaryotic translation initiation factor 3 subunit B (gene eIF3b). The transcript is spliced from 4 exons. The coding region runs from base 89 to 2161 and encodes 690 amino acids. NCBI's taxonomy places the organism in Eukaryota, Metazoa, Arthropoda, Insecta, Diptera, Syrphidae. Gene Ontology annotation, cellular component: eukaryotic translation initiation factor 3 complex. The record is from RefSeq and is a predicted model, not a curated record. Gene Ontology annotation, molecular function: RNA binding; translation initiation factor binding; translation initiation factor activity. Gene Ontology annotation, biological process: translational initiation.
AUAAGCUAUCUUUUCGUUUGGUGUGCGAACAUUUGAUGACGGUUUUAAUUCUCGUAUCGUAAAUUUUUUCAACUUAAUUCCAAUAAAAAUGGCCAAAAAGAAAAGUGAAGACUACACCGGCGAUAGCGGCGAUGAUAACGAUUACGAUGAGGAGCCAAAUUUCGAUGAUCCCGAGGGUUUUGUCGACGAUAUUCCCGAUGAAGAACUUCUGGCUGAUAUGCUAGCACAGAAGCCAUGUGAAACCGAUGGCGUAGAAAGUGUUGUGGUUGUGGAUAAUAUUCCAAAAGUCGAACCAUCUCGUAUGGAAAAAUUGAAAUCGGUCAUUCUUAAGUUAUUUGCAACUUGUGGCGAAAUUGUCAAUGUCUUUCAUCCAUUGGACGAAGAGGGCAAGACCAAGGGUUAUGCAUUUUUGGAAUUCAGCAACGCCGCUAGUGCUGCAGAUGCUGUGAAGACGAUGAACAAUCAUCGUUUGGACAAGAACCAUACAUUCGCUGUUAACUUGUUCACCGAUUUUCAAAAGUAUGAAAAUAUUCCAGAAAAAUGGACUCCACCAACUCCUCAGCCCUUCAAGGUUCAGAAUGAUUUGUACAACUUCAUUACCGAACCCGAUGCUUACGAUCAAUAUUGCGUUGCUGCCGAAACCGCACCCAACUCGGUGCAGGUACAAUUCUGGCAGAAUACCCUGCCUGAGCCAUCUCAGUUAGAGACCCGCGAACGUUUCACUGACACUUUUGUCAAAUGGUCUCCACUGGGAACAUACGUUGUAACUUUCCACAAACCAGGUGUGGCUAUUUGGGGAGGAACCAACUACACCAAAAUCAACAAGUUCCCCCAUCCAGGAACACAGUUCGUUGAGUUUUCGCCGUGCGAAAAUUACCUCGUCACCUAUGGGCCCACUGCAACUGGCCAGAUGAUCAUAAUCUGGGACAUCCGUACCGGCAUGGAGAAGCGUAGCUUCGUAUCGGAUGGCAAUUCGAACUUGUCAAUGUUCCGUUGGUCCCAUGACGAUAAAUAUGUCGCUCUGAUGGGUGAAAAUUGCAUUCAUGUCUAUGAGACAUCAACUUUCUUUUUGUUGGACAAGAAGUCCAUUAAAGUUCCCGGAAUCCGUGGAUUUAGUUGGUCGCCAACUGACAACAUCAUCGCUUACUGGGUGGGUGAAGACAACCAAAUCCCUGCUAGGGUUAUCAUCUUGGAGAUUCCGAAGAAGCGCGAGUUGCGUAGCAAGAAUCUGUUCCAUGUCGCCGAUUGUAAGAUCCAUUGGCAGAAAUCCGGUGACUAUUUGUGUGUGAAAGUCGAUCGUUUCUCAAAACAGAAGAAGGACAAGAAGGACUUUGAUGUCAAGUUCCUUGGAAUGUUCUAUAACUUUGAAAUAUUCCACAUGCGCGAGAAGGACAUCCCAGUCGAUUCCGUUGAAAUCAAGGAACUUAUUUUGGCCUUUUCUUGGGAGCCAGUUGGCAAUAAGUUCGCAAUCAUUCAUGGCGAGCAAAGUAAUGCGAAUGUGAGCUUCUUCGAAGUCAACAAGGGACAAAAGCCCAAUUUGGUGAAGAAAUUGGAAAAGAAAUCAUGCAGCCAUCUGUUCUGGUCGCCACGUGGUCAAUUUAUUGUUCUGGCCAAUUUGACAAUGGGAACAUUUGAAUUUAUCGACACCAGUAAUGAUUUCAUUGUCAUGUCUUCACCAGAUCAUUUCCGUGCUUCGGAAGUUGAAUGGGAUCCAACUGGACGUUAUGUCGUCACUGGAGUGUCGUCUUGGAAGGUUAAGGAAGAUACUGGUUACAACAUGUACUCAUUCCAAGGACGCAUUCUUAAGCGUACAAUUUUGAAGAACUUUGUUCAAUUCUUGUGGCGCCCUCGACCACCAACUCUUCUCACCGAGGCGCAACAGAAGGAGAUCAAGAAGACCCUGAAGAAGUACUCGCCACAGUUCGAGAACAAGGAUCGUCUUCGUAUGACUCGUGCUUCCAAGGAAUUGCUGGAGAAACGUGCACAAUUGCGAGAACAAUUCUCUGAAUAUCGCAACAAGCGAGUUGUUGAAUGGAAGGAACAAAAGAACAGACGCAUGCAGCUUAGAAAUCAUGUCGAUACUGAUAGCUUGGAAACUGAAGAUGUUGAUGAAGAAAUUGUUGAAUUUUUGAUUAAAGAAGAAAUAACCGUUCUCGAGUAGACGACUUCAAGAUUCCGUUCAUCAUCACUCUUUAUAAAAAUAACUUGCCAUUUUAAAAAAAACUUUCAAGUGAUCUUUCCCUAUGAGAUUAAGUUAAAAAUUAUUUUCAAUACUAAACAACAACAAUAGUGAUUGGUUAAGAUCACUUUUUGCAAGUUAUUCUUUAUAAAAUAAAAUCAAAGUGAAACAAAUUUGAUCAACAAACAACAUA